Messenger RNA from Stegostoma tigrinum, 1723 nucleotides. RefSeq names its product putative transcription factor Ovo-like 1. Gene Ontology annotation, biological process: epidermal cell differentiation; regulation of transcription by RNA polymerase II. The record is from RefSeq and is a predicted model, not a curated record. Bases 529 to 1278 code for a protein of 249 amino acids. Gene Ontology annotation, molecular function: RNA polymerase II cis-regulatory region sequence-specific DNA binding; DNA-binding transcription factor activity, RNA polymerase II-specific. Gene Ontology annotation, cellular component: nucleus. NCBI's taxonomy places the organism in Eukaryota, Metazoa, Chordata, Chondrichthyes, Orectolobiformes, Stegostomatidae. The transcript is spliced from 4 exons.
GAAAUAGAUGUGUGGAAAGAGAGAGAGAGAAGGGACUUUGUUUUUAAAUUUAUUUUCAAAUUUAUUUUGGAUAAUGAUUAGUGAGUCAGAGAGCUGGGUUAGGGCGGUGUGAGUAUGGGGGGAGCUCACUUUCAGAGAGAAUGCCAUGUCACAUAGGCAGGUGUGUGAAACCACCACCGUUAUAUGUCAGCGCAUGCGUUAGUCAUCAGCUCUCUGUAACUUCUCUCAUUUUAAAGAACUGGUUAGGUAGGUCUCACCAUCUGAGACAGACAGAGAGAGAGAGACAGUGUGUGUGUGUGCGCGCAGUCUGCCCAGUGGAGGUACAGAGGGGAGACAGAAAGAAAGCAACAUUACUUUCUCUUUGCAAGUCACACAGGUGCCUCUCUUGAACGAGAGAGAGAGAGAAUAGAGAGAAGGAGAGAAGGGCUGGUCAACAAACCAGUCUGUCCCCCUCUCUCACUGGUGCAAGAGAACAGCUGCAUCUCAAAAAAAAGAAUUGAACCUUUGCGAAUACAAACCGGAGACGUGAUGCCCCGGGCUUUUCUGGUGAAGAUUCGGAGUGACACUCUGAGGUCUCGGAGCUGGGGAGAGAUACCUGAUCAAAUGAGGGCAGAUAUUUACAUACCGCACCCUCUGGAUGUGAUUCAAUACCGAGAGAGUGAAAUCGAUGUGUCACCCCUGUGUCUUUCUGUGGAGGAGAACGCUGAGAAGGAAUCGUCCUACGAUACAGACUCCAGUACAUCUGCACAGGACACUGAAAGUAGAACCCACAAUGCCCACCAGGGAUUCACACGCUCCAAGAUAAAGGUCACCCGGGGGACGUGUUCGGACCCACUAUUCAGCUGCCUAUUUUGCCAGAAGACCUUCCAGUACCAGCGCAUGCUCAACAGGCACCUGAAAUGCCACAAUGAUGUCAAACGCCAUCUCUGCAACUUCUGUGGCAAAGGCUUCAACGACACAUUUGACCUUAAGCGACAUGUACGAACACACACAGGGAUCCGCCCGUAUAAAUGUCACAUGUGUGAGAAGGCCUUUACUCAACGCUGCUCACUUGAGUCGCACCUGAAAAAGAUUCAUGGAGUACACCAGUCGUAUGCCUACAAGGAGAGGCGAACAAAGCUGUAUGUCUGUGAGGAGUGUGGGUUCACAGCUGAGAGCCAGGACUGUCACCUCGUCCACCUGAAGGAGGAACAUCCCAACAGCCCGCUCCUGCGCAAAGCCUCAAAGAAAGCAGCAGGCAUGAAGGAAAGCUCCCUACCGGAGACACUCAGCAUGUAAUCUCUGAUCUCCUUCAACCCCCCUCUUCUCCAGUAACCUCUCUCUGUCAUUGCCACAGGGCCCUCGGGCAGUGGGGCUAACUGGUCCAAAACCCCCUCCACCCUGCUCACUGCGAUGGCACAGGGGUUAGUCCUGCUGCCUCACAGCGCCAGGGACCCGGGUUCGAUCCCCACCCUCGAGUGACUGUCUGUGUGGAGUUUGCAUAUUCUCCCUGUAUCUGUGUGGGUUUCCUCCGGAUGCUCCGGUUUCCUCCCACAGUAGGUUAGGGUGGGUUGGCUGUGGGAAAUUGUCCCGUAGUGCCCAGGGAUGUGCAGGUUAGGGUGGGUUGGCCGUGCUAAAUUGUCCCGUAGUGUCCAGGGAUGUGCAGGUUCGGGUGGAUUGGCCGUGCUAAAUUGUCCCAUAGUGCCCAGGGAUGUGCGGGUUUGGGUGGGUUGGCCGUGCUAAA